UUUGAGGCAUUCCAAGUGCUCUGGCUAAACGAUAUGGAAGCGACUAGUACUUCGGCCGCAGCCGCCAUCGCGAAGCCUGAAGACGGGGCUGAAACUGAGACUGUGGCUCCUCCUGGUCAGUCUGGCGAAGCUAAAACCGGCGGAGUUCAGCAAAGUGUUAUCAGGAAGUGCCGGGAGCAGAUCCAGGCUAAGCUGGCGCGCAGACCAGAUGGCAAGAGCUGCCUUGAGGCCACCAUGUCCAGGUGGGAAGACUUCAUGGAACCUGCCAUGUUUUUCCAUGGAUUUUGCUUCUGGACGAUGCAGUCGCUGAUGGAAAUGGUCCAUACGCUUAAAGUGUGUAUGGUGGACAACCAGUUUUCCGCGGAGAUUUGCUCGAACCUGCACAACUACCAGAAUGAAUCAGCCAAGGUCCAACAGGGAGUAACAAGGGUGGUUAUGUACAACAGCAUCAUCAGUUCCCUGAUCCCAGCUUUCCUGAUGUUGCUACUCGGAGCCUGGAGUGACAAAUACGGACGCAAGAUCCCCCUGCUGAUCACAGCCAGCUGCAGCGCCCUGUGGAUCGGCGGGUACAUGCUCAGCGUCUUGUAUUCCGGAUGGCCCACCUGGCUGCUGUACGUCUUUACCCUCUUCGACUCCAUCGGGGGCGGCAACCAGGCUUUCACCAGCCUCUGCAUCUCCUACCUGAGCGACGUCACCUCCUGGGAGGAGAGGACCAAGCGGAUCGGCAUCGGCAUGUCCGUCUGGUACAUCGGCGGACCCAUCGGGAACAUCUUCGUGUCCCUCUUCCUCACCUACGGAGGGAUCCAGUCCACUCUGCAACUCAUGUUCUUCUGUCAGCUGUCCACGGUGUCCUACCUGUACCUGGUGAUUAAGGAGAGCCACGGGCCCUUCUGCACCAUGCCCCGGAUCCUGCAGCACACGAACCCCGACGACUCCGCGGCGCUCAAGACUCCCUGGCAGAUCGCCGGCGACUUCUUUUGUCUGGCCAGGAUCAAGGAGUCCUUCCAGACAGUGUUCAGGAAGAGGGAGGGAGGUCUUCGCACUGUUUACAUCUGCGUGUUGCUUAGCAACAUGAUAAGGAGGAUUGCCCGAUCAUUCCACAUGUACCUGUUCGUACAAAACGCACUGCAGUGGACAUCUAUAGAUUACAGCUGGUGGACCACCUACCGAACCUCCUUCGCCGCUUUAGGUUCAAUGUUCCUCAUGAAGAAGCUGCUGAAAUACCUCAACAUUACUGACACGGGGCUGAUCAUCAUGGCGUCGAUUUCGGUUCUUCUCGAGUACAUGACCUACGUCCUCUUGGACCUGACUGACACCGACUUACUGAUCUGGGUUGGACCCCCCCUCGGUAUCCUGUCUUACAGCAUCACCAUCGGUCUCAAAGCCAUGGCUACAAAACUGGUUUCUCAAAACGAAAAGGGCCGUGUAAGCACGAUGUUGUCAGCAAGUCAGUCUUUGGUUCCAAUGAUUGGUGGCUACGCUUUCUUCAAGUUGUACAACUCCACUCUGUACACGAUGGCUGGAGCCCAGUUUCUGCUCUCUGCAAGUUUGGCUGCUCUGAUUCUUUCCAUCUUUAUUGCCAUCAGGACAUUGAAACCCGAGGUAGAUCAGAUUAAGCCACCAGGCGCUACCGUAGAAACACCUGCCAACAGAAAUGCUGAAAUUCCCACUUUAGUGAUUCAGGAAAAUGCAGAAAGUCCCCAUGCCUACGACAACCCGGCUUGCUCCAAUAAAUGAACAGCUACGAAGCGCCCGCAGAGAUGGAAAAGAAGUCGCAUUGCUGUUCUAGCUUUAAGACGAUGAUCUCAGUAUUUACUAAGAGGUAAUUUGUACAUAGAGAAGGAGGAAGGAGGGGGAAAGCUGAUUCCUGUUGUCUAUGGAAACCUGCAAUGGCUCUUGAACUUUCACACUUGGCAGAUUAAAUAAUGAAAAGGGAAUUCAGCUGAUCAAUUCGUCCUGCAGAAGGGAGGACCCUUAAAGUGAAAGGUCUGUAUUGUCGACUUUUCUUCGGAAAUUCACGGAGUCGUCAAUAUCAGCUUCUAUGUUCAUCUGGUGCCCUACAGAUGACGGUGUAUUGCAGGUCGUUGUGAGUGAGUCUCGCUUCUCUAUUCCAAAACUUAUCCGUGUUCUGUUUUAUGUACUAUUUUUUAUAUUGAUUUCUGCAAUUUAUUUCCCUCCAGCAAUCAUUUCCUUUUCUUAUUCAAGUUAUGAAUCGAAGGCGAAUCGUAGUUUAUCCGAGAGAAUUCUAUUCGUCUUGCAAAGCGCAUAAUUAACUCUCAAAUUAUUAAAACAUUAUCUUUAAAAGCUUUGAUUAACUAUAACCUUAAGUUUUUCUACGUAGAUUUGAAACGAUCGGUAUGAAUUCCUAAAUUUCGGUUCUGUUCAUAACACUUCAUGUGUGUGUGUUUUUUAUUUUUUAAGUCGCAUGAGUGGGCGUUUUACAUUCUUAUGAUGUUAUCUCCUAUGUUUUGUGAAUACUGUAAGACCAAUGUCAAAGAGCAGGUAAAUUUGGGGGAGUGCAAGAUAGCGUAAGUAUGAUGCUGCAUGAAGCCUGAUUUCGCUACUAAAGUACAAAAAGAAAAAAAAAGAAAAAAAAACUAAAUAAAUAAAUACAGAAAAAUACACUGGCUCUUUAAUGUGAAAUUUGGAGACGAGAUGAUGUAAUAGCGCAGCGCUGACUUUUUUCCUUAGGCGUCUGCCUUAUUACAUUGUUUAUACUCUAUUGUUAUACUUUUUGUAUCUUUAUCAUAAACAAACUGAGCAUUUAUUUAGACAGUGUACAAGAGCUCUUCUUCAAUAGAAUGACUUUAUAUCUAAUUAUAACGCAGUGGUUACAUACCUAUGCAAGUGUAUAUAUAAAGGUCACGCUGA
Messenger RNA from Macrobrachium nipponense, 2871 nucleotides. Its product is annotated as proton-coupled folate transporter-like. The record is from RefSeq and is a predicted model, not a curated record. NCBI's taxonomy places the organism in Eukaryota, Metazoa, Arthropoda, Malacostraca, Decapoda, Palaemonidae. Gene Ontology annotation, biological process: transmembrane transport. The transcript has 9 exons. Gene Ontology annotation, molecular function: transmembrane transporter activity. The coding region runs from base 34 to 1737 and encodes 567 amino acids. Gene Ontology annotation, cellular component: membrane.